This is a messenger RNA of Laetiporus sulphureus 93-53, 1425 nucleotides long. Its product is annotated as C-3 sterol dehydrogenase. Lineage: Eukaryota; Fungi; Basidiomycota; Agaricomycetes; Polyporales; Laetiporaceae. Gene Ontology annotation, biological process: steroid biosynthetic process. Gene Ontology annotation, molecular function: 3-beta-hydroxy-Delta5-steroid dehydrogenase (NAD+) activity. The transcript has 3 exons. The record is from RefSeq and is a predicted model, not a curated record. The coding region runs from base 1 to 1320 and encodes 439 amino acids.
AUGGCUGCGCAUGCAAAAGACAAUUACCUGGUGAUUGGUGGUAGCGGUUUCCUUGGUCGCCACAUCGUCGAGUCUCUGUUGGCUCGCAACGACACGGUGUCGGUAUUCGACAUCGUCCAGAGACAUCAUGAUGUCCCGUUCUACUCUGGCGACAUCAGCGAAGAGGGUCAGGUCUCAGAUGCAUUGAAGAAGAGCGGGGCGACGUGCAUCAUCCAUACCGCGUCCCCACCACAUGGAAUGGACGAUCCAGCAUUGUACUGGAAAGUCAACGUUGAUGGCACAAAGGCCGUCAUAGCCGCUGCAUUAGCGAACGGUGUAUCUAAACUGGUUUACACAAGUUCGGCCGGCGUGGUAUUCAACGGAAACAACAUUGUCGACAUCGAUGAGCGCCUUCCGCCCCCUGAAAAGGCUAUGGACGCGUAUAACGAGUCCAAGGCUAAGGCGGAGGAAAUGGUUCUAGAAGCUAACGACAAGGGUGGGUUAUAUACGGUUGCGCUCAGGCCAGCCGGUCUCUUCGGCCCCGGCGACCGUCAACUUAUUGCUGGGCUAUAUGAGGUGUAUGAGAACAACCAGACCCAUUGGCAGAUCGGCGACAACACCAACCUGUUCGACUGGACGUACAUCACAAACGCCGCUCAUGCGCACCUGCUAGCCGCGGAUCGUCUGCGCCCAAUGUCUGAGGAGGAGGUCGCAACGCUGAAGGAGGAACUUCACUACGCGCUUCCUUACAUUGGCUGCACGACCGGUGGCCGUCGCAUACCUACCUCUGCCAGCCGUCCGCUCGGGCCCUACGUCACGCCGCCUCCCGAUGCAGAGCAGAUCAGCGCGAACUGGGAAAAUCCGGACUACGUGCACGCACGCAAACCCGCCGUCCACGGACGAUUCGACCCCCUGUCCGAGGUAGCAUUGGUGCGGGAGGGUGAGAAGCAGCUGCAAGUGGCGGGGCAGGUAUUCUUCAUCACGAACGGUGAGCCGGUGUACUUCUGGGAUGUACCCCGCAUCGCAUGGUGUUUCUUCGACGAGCACUUUGGCAAGGACAAGACGAAACGCAGCGUCACUACUCUCUCCAAGGAGGUCGGCAUGGUGCUUGCGGGCGCAGCAGAGUGGUGGGCGUGGCUUACCGGCAAGCAGCCUGGUUUCACGCGAUUUAGGGUCACUUUCAGUUGCGUUUGGAGAUGCCACAACAUUGAGAAGGCACGAAGAGUUCUUGGAUAUGAGCCUCAGGUUGGCAUGGAGGAGGGCUUGAAGAAGACCCUUGAAGUAUGUUUGCUCAGCUUUCGGUGGUCUUGGUACUCAUCCAUCUUUUGCAGUGGUGGGUAGCUGAUAGGCAAAAGCCUGCCAAGGCGUAAGCCCACCAGGGAGUAGCUGCUACAUUUUCUGUUCCAUCAUAGAUAUACCCUACCUUGCUUGGUGUUUGUUUGUGUG